AGCGUCGACAGUAGCCGAUCGAACGUGACAGCAGCUGCUGAGCGCAGUGGCGGUGAAUUCAUUUGGCAGUGUCGAAGCAAGCCAGCGACUACCCAGUGAACAUGCUUCGCCUCCUGCUCAGACGGCGGCCUCUUCAGCUUGGAGGACAGUUUGCAGAGUUCCGCACCAACGGUCCCACCCUCUGCUCCACCGCAUACGCCCUGAAUGUCGACGAGGGUAGCCACGCCGUUGACCUCCCGGAGAACUGGCUGAGGCUGCGUACGUGUGGUGCCCUUUACCAAAAGUGGCGAAAUGAGCGGCCUGCAUACCGAAACGCCCCCGCAGAUGGCAUAGAAGUGGACGUGCGCUUUGUCUGCUCGGCAAUGAGUGCCGAUCAAAGCAGCUUUGUUGAGACAGGGCGGCCUUUGGCAGUUCUGCUGCAUGGUGCACCAGGCAGCUACCGUGACUUCUCGGAGAACCUGACUCCUCGGCUGUUGAGACGUGGUGUGGACGUCCUGGCACCAAACUUCCCCGACAUGGCCUUCAGCCUGCGCAACAAGUUCUACUGGCACACGGUUGAAGAGCGGACAACUUUUCUGAGGGACUUCUUCAAGAAACUCGGGGUCCGCAGGAUCGACACACUAGUUUCCCACAGUGCGUCCAUCUACCCGAGUCUCAGGCUGCUUGUGGAGAAUGGCGAUGCCCCCACGAUCAACUCACUGGUCCUUCUGGCGCCAAGCUCUCAUGUCACGCCCAGCAUCCUGAAGCCAGUCUGGAUGACGGAGCUGAUAUUCCGGGCAUACCGCAACCCUCUGCUGCGUCCUCUCGUUUCCGCACUGGUGCUAUUCAUGAGCUACUCGGGAAUCGUGCCCGUCAAGCCCGUGGUGCAGGACCUACUACUCUCGCUGACCACGUACAAGCUGUCAGGCUUUGACAAGGAUGGUGAGAGGCUGGUGGAGUCGGUGGCUGUCAAGCAGAUCCCUACCUUGGUGGCAAUCAGCGAGAAUGACCGGCUCCUUGGAUACAACGUGCUCAUGGCUGUCUGCACUGUGCUUGGGGCAUCUCCCAAGGACCUCUGGCGUUAUGGCAAGGAAGGCCAGCUACUGGCAGCUGGCACAUCCGGGAGUUGGCUGAAGGUGCUGAGCUUUGAGAAGGGCUCGCACUACCCAUUUGUGCGGCACCCAGACAUCUGUGCCGACGAGAUCAUCCAGCUGCUGCAGAGAAUUGGUGCCCUGCGUUGAAAAAGAGAUGUGAUAAAGAUGACCAGAUUAUCAAGGCCUGUGACUUGCUCCGCAGUCUCAACAAAAUUUCUUACUAGAAUCGUAUUAAAGAAUGCGUGCCAUCAUCUGUGUGGGCAAUUGGAGGG
This is a messenger RNA of Rhipicephalus sanguineus (brown dog tick), 1345 nucleotides long. RefSeq lists its product as uncharacterized. The record is from RefSeq and is a predicted model, not a curated record. NCBI's taxonomy places the organism in Eukaryota, Metazoa, Arthropoda, Arachnida, Ixodida, Ixodidae. Bases 102 to 1220 code for a protein of 372 amino acids. The transcript has 8 exons.